AGGACUGAGCAUCCUGAACCGGACAGGCCGGGCCGGGGGGCGGCGGCGAAAGGCAGAGCGCCGCGAUCUCUGUCAGGAAGCGCAACCUCCCCGGGCCCCGCGGGGCCGCGCAGGGGGCGUUCUCAAUCCCGCGCCCGCUCCCUCUUUCCAUCCCCUGCCGCCCGCAGGCCACCCCGGGGCCCGGCUAUCCGCGCGCGCGUCCUCGGGCUCGGGCCCGUCCCCGGCCCUCGAGGGAGCCGCCGCCUUCAUCGACACCUCUGCAGCGGCCGCGCCAAAGGCCGCCCGGGCAGGACCCCGGAGUGAGCAUCGAGCGCCCCCCAAGGAGUGCACGACCCCCGGAGCCGCCCUCGACACGGACCGCGCCCGCCGGGCACACAAGAAUGGUCACUCAGAUACUCGGGGCCAUGGAGUCUCAGGUGGCGGGGGGCCCGGCCGGCCCGGCCCUGCCCAACGGGCCACUCCUUGGUACAAAUGGAGCCACUGACGACAGCAAGACCAACCUCAUUGUCAACUACCUGCCCCAGAACAUGACCCAGGAUGAGUUCAAGAGUCUCUUCGGCAGCAUUGGUGACAUCGAAUCCUGCAAGUUGGUUCGGGAUAAGAUCACAGGGCAGAGCCUCGGUUAUGGGUUUGUGAACUACUCUGAUCCCAACGAUGCAGACAAAGCCAUCAAUACCCUCAAUGGCCUCAAACUGCAGACGAAGACCAUCAAGGUGUCUUAUGCCAGACCCAGUUCCGCAUCCAUCCGGGAUGCUAACCUGUACGUCAGCGGACUCCCCAAGACCAUGAGCCAGAAGGAAAUGGAGCAGCUCUUCUCCCAGUAUGGCCGUAUCAUCACUUCUAGAAUCCUGGUGGACCAGGUCACAGGUGUCUCUCGGGGUGUAGGAUUCAUUCGCUUUGACAAGAGGAUUGAGGCCGAGGAGGCCAUCAAAGGACUGAACGGGCAGAAGCCGCUGGGCGCGGCAGAGCCCAUCACGGUCAAGUUCGCCAACAACCCGAGCCAGAAGACCGGACAGGCCCUGCUCACUCACCUCUACCAGUCGUCAGCCCGGCGCUACGCAGGCCCCCUGCACCAUCAGACGCAGCGCUUCCGGCUGGAUAAUUUGCUCAACAUGGCCUACGGAGUCAAGAGUCCCCUGUCGCUCAUCGCCAGGUUCUCGCCCAUCGCCAUCGACGGCAUGAGUGGCCUCGCGGGUGUGGGCCUUUCAGGGGGCGCGGCGGGCGCUGGCUGGUGUAUCUUCGUGUACAACCUGUCGCCGGAGGCGGACGAGAGUGUGCUGUGGCAGCUGUUCGGGCCCUUCGGGGCCGUCACCAACGUCAAGGUCAUCCGCGACUUCACCACCAACAAGUGCAAGGGCUUCGGCUUCGUCACCAUGACCAACUACGACGAAGCGGCCAUGGCCAUCGCCAGCCUCAACGGCUACCGCCUGGGCGAGCGCGUGCUGCAGGUGUCCUUCAAGACCAGCAAACAGCACAAGGCCUGAGCCGCCGCCGCCCGCCCUCCCCACCCUCCCCGGGCAGCAGAGAGAGAGAGAAAGAGAGAGAGAGGGGCCCCGAGAGAGACAGCGCAGGCAGACCACCGACGGCACGCGGGCCCCGCACCCCUGCGGAAAACA
Suricata suricatta (meerkat) is the source of this 1616-nucleotide messenger RNA. RefSeq names its product ELAV like RNA binding protein 3 (gene ELAVL3). NCBI's taxonomy places the organism in Eukaryota, Metazoa, Chordata, Mammalia, Carnivora, Herpestidae. Gene Ontology annotation, molecular function: RNA binding. Gene Ontology annotation, cellular component: ribonucleoprotein complex. The coding region runs from base 381 to 1484 and encodes 367 amino acids. The record is from RefSeq and is a predicted model, not a curated record. The transcript is spliced from 7 exons.